Peromyscus eremicus (cactus mouse) is the source of this 1526-nucleotide messenger RNA. RefSeq names its product transcobalamin 2 (gene Tcn2). The transcript has 10 exons. Gene Ontology annotation, biological process: cobalamin transport. Gene Ontology annotation, molecular function: cobalamin binding. The record is from RefSeq and is a predicted model, not a curated record. The coding region runs from base 195 to 1493 and encodes 432 amino acids. NCBI's taxonomy places the organism in Eukaryota, Metazoa, Chordata, Mammalia, Rodentia, Cricetidae.
UGGCAGAAAACAGCUGACUCCGGAGAGCUCCCUCACGUGACCACCUGCAGCUCCCUGCUCCAUUCCUUGUCCCGAGAGUCAGAGGGAGUACUUGAAGGGACUCCUGUGAAGUGCACCAGGCAAGUGACCAGUGGCAGUCAGAGAAGCCCUCAAGGCCGGUCCCAGGAGUCUCCCACCUCCCACCUGUGCCUGCCAUGGAGCCCCUGAAGGCGCUGCUGCUCCUGUCCGGAGUCCUCGGGGCGCUUGCUGAGCUCUGUGUGAUACCACAGAUGGACAGCCAGCUGGUAGAGAAGCUGGGCCAGCAUCUCUUACCUUGGAUGGACCGGAUCUCCUCAGAGCAAUUGAACCCCAGCAUCUAUGUGGGCCUGCGCCUUUCCAGCCUGCAGGCUGGGACCAAGGAAGACCUCUACCUGCACAGCCUCAAGCUUGACAAUCAGCAGUGCCUCCUAGGGUCUGCCUUCAGCGAUGACAACAGUGAUUGCCAGACCAAGCCUUCUGAAGGCCACCUGGCCCUCUACCUGCUUGCUCUUAGGGCCAACUGUGAGUUCAUUGGGAGCCGGAAGGGUGACAGGCUGGUCUCAAAGCUCAAGUGGUUCUUGGAGGAUGAGAAGAAGGCCAUUGGGCACAAUCAUGAAGGUCACCCCCAUACCAGCUAUUACCAGUACAGCCUCAGCAUCCUGGCACUGUGUGUCCACCAGAAGCGGGUCCAUGACAGCGUGGUGGGCAAGCUCCUGUAUGCUAUUGAACACGACCACCACAUCCGCCAAGGCCACCUCUCUGUGGACACAGAAGCCAUGGCGGGCUUGGCCUUCAUCUGUUUGGAUCGGUUCAUUUUCAACCCCGAUCUGAGACCACGAAUCACCAUGGCCAUUGAGACAAUUCGAGAGAAGAUCCUGAAGGCCCAGACCCCCAAGGGCAACUUUGGGACCGUCUACAGCACCCCACUGGCACUACAGUUUCUGAUGGCCUCCCCUGCAUCUGGGGUAGGACUGGGCACAGCAUGCCUCAAGGCAAGGGCAUCUCUGCAGGCCAGCAUACAUGGUGGGGCCUUCCAGAAUCCUCUGAUGAUUUCCCAGCUGCUACCGGUCCUGAACCACAAGACCUACCUGGAUCUUAUCUUUCCAGACUGCCAGGCGCCCAGAGUCAUGUUGGAACCUGUUGUCGAGGGCCCUUCACCAGCCCAUGUCCCAGAGGUCAUCAGUGUCACGCUGAAGGUUUCCAGUGUCCUGCCACCAUACAAACAAACAGUUUUAAUCCUUGCUGGGUCCUCCUUGGAAGAUGUCCUGAAGAUGGCUCAAAACACAGGAGGAUUCACGUAUGGGACACAACCCUCCUUGUCAGGCCCCUACCUGACAUCUGUACUGGGAAAAGAAGUCGGGGAUCGAGAAUUCUGGCAGCUCCUCCGAGACCCUGACACCCCCCUGCUGCAAGGCAUUGCUGACUACAGACCCCAGGACGGGGAAACCAUUGAGCUUCGGCUAGUUAGCUGGUAGCCUUGGGCUCCCCCCCAUGUCCUUGGACCCCCC